Molecule: messenger RNA, 4305 nt
Organism: Conger conger (European conger)
Lineage: Eukaryota; Metazoa; Chordata; Actinopteri; Anguilliformes; Congridae
Gene: cep126
Product: centrosomal protein 126
Exons: 12
Coding region: 96-3536 (1146 amino acids)
Biological process (GO): mitotic spindle organization; cytoplasmic microtubule organization; non-motile cilium assembly
Cellular component (GO): midbody; centrosome; ciliary base
Source: RefSeq, a predicted model, not a curated record
GUUGGAGGUAUGUGUUGGUGAAGAACCCAGAUCAAUGAAGGUUGUUGUGAACUCCGCUGACUUUUAAGGAUUGUCCAUUUCUGGGAUCCGACAGGAUGCAAGUUCAGAAGGGCAGUUCUCAAUCUUAUACAAACACGAGGACACCGCUUUAUUUUAUCUUGGAAGAUGAGCAUCACAUUCUGUCGGAGGAACAGAAAGCGUACAGGGCCAGGACACGCAAGUUCUCUCUGGAAACAAAUCGCCGCAGGAAAGCUCAGGAGGAAAGGAGGAGGGAGGAGGACAUCAGGGAGCAGAGACUGAGGGAGGAGAUUUUGCAGCAGCGCAGGCACAAGGUGCAGGAUGUCACUGAACGCUUCCAGAGGGCCCACCUGCCACCCUCCCAGAGGAAGAGACAAGCUUCCAGAAGGGCUACUCCUCACCUAGAAGAGGCUCUAAAUCAGAUUCAAGGCUCUUCCAGCUCAUCUGCCCUACAAUCCACAUUCUUCAGAAGGCCCACCAGUAAUAGGAGCUAUGCUUCCUCCCCCAAUUCCUCAGCAAGCUCGACCGGACUCCAGUACCAAAAGCAGCUGUCAGCAGCGGUGCCGUAUGCCAAGCUCAUGCAGGAGAGGAGCGGAGUUGCACUCAAGAACAGCCAGCUGCUGUUUCACAACGAGCUGCAGGAGAAACAGCGCCUCCUAGAGGAGCGGCAGAUAAACAGCUUACAGGACUUUCAACGAGAAGUCGGUCAGAUUGGCCAAUCAGAAAGCCUGUCCAGUCUGGAUAGUUUGGAAAACGAGGGUCCCUGCCACCAACCAGCUGUGACCCACGCACUCAAUUCCUCUUCAGAGAAUUCGGAGGUCCUGAACUGUGCCAGGCCCCAGUCACCACAAAAACACUUCAACAGUCAUGAUGAUAUGUGCAGGCCGCAGAACGAGGCUGUCGCAGGCUCUUCUCCCCCAACACAGGAUACUGAGGAGCCGGGAGAGUACGAUAAGACCGCACAGGCCAGAGGGGAGCGAAUUACAGAGAGCCAGAAAGCAGCCCCUGCUCUAAGUCACCAGUCAACAUUUGCUCAGAGAGGAAUCAUAGGCAAUAUAGUCCACCUGCCGCAGCAGAGUAAAUCUGAUCAACAGAACUGCGUCAGCGAGAAGGCCCCUGCUCUCAGUCAACAAGCCGCAACCAUCCUAGGAGGAAUAGCGGGCGAUGUAGUGCACCCAGCAGACCUGGGUGAAGCCAAGAAGGCCCCCGCUGGCACACCUUGCAAAGCAUGGACCAGCCCAGACACCACACCCCCUGAAUCCUCAUGGCCGAUUCAAGGGGAUGUCUACGGACACAUGAGAACUCAAGCGGACAGGUUUAUAAACCGCCCAGAAGCCACUCAGGUUGUAUUGCUCUCUGGCCUGUGCAGUGACCGAGAGCUCUCUGGCUACAUCUCUGAAGAUCCCAGUGCUGUACCAAGUGCCAUGAGCCAGAUGAGCCCAGAUCAGGAAGGCUCUGUUACCAAACCCAUGGAAAGGAUGAGUCACCUGCACAAGAUCCAUCUGGCCUGCAAUGCCAAGACGAACUGCAAUAAGGAUACAGACUGUGGGAUCAGCACCCAGAUCAGGCCUUCAGAGCCAUAUGAGCUUGCCUCUAGGAGUUAUCACGUAAAGGUCAGCCAAGGUCAUGAGCAAGAGGUGCCAAGUAGAUUAACCUUACCUUCCACUUCCAGUUCAGGCUCCAAAGCUGGUCCGUCAAAAUCUGUUAAAGGGAUACUCAAAAAAGAAUCCAAAUAUGCGACCACGUGCCAUGCCAAAUUAACCUUCUCCCCAGUCAGCUGUGCUGUAUCCAACCACUUCUUGAUGUCUGUAAAGGACAGCAUGGAGGUAGUGAAGCAGAGGGAGAGAGACAUGGAGGUUGGGAAGGGUGUGAAGAAGAAACUGCGCUGGUAUGAUGAAAUGUGCUUCCAUGAGGAAAAUGAUGAAAGCAAGCCACUCCAGGAUGCGAUCUGCCAGCAAGUGCAGGGGCCGGGCAAGCCGUCAGUCCCUCUUGAAUGUAAAACCGUCUCAGUGGGACACCUGGAGGGUCAAGUCCCAGCCUCCGGUUUGGGGAAGACAGCCCCAGCCCCACAUGUUGUGACACUCACAACCCCUGCAACCAUUGUGGGUCAUCUCUUGACAAAACAGGCCUGGGGGUAUGGUAUGGGUUCAGAGCGGGAAAGAGGUGAGGAGGCCCGUCCUGAGAGGGGGGCUCCUCGUAGGGCUCGACCGAGGGGGCCCCGGAGGGUACGCUCCGCCAGGGCCUGGCUUGGCCCUGCCCCAUCCAGAACCAGGAAGGGUGUGGCAGUGAGGCCACAAUCAGCCUCCGAGGCCAGCCAAGUGCACAAGGGUACCCAGGGGAGGAUCAUCAUGCCCCACCCUCCGCCCAAAUCCACUUUGCCUGAGGGCAGGCCAGCCCUGGAUUCAAGCACUGUGGAGGAGGGGAGGGCAACAAAUGCUGCCAAAAGUGUGUUUGGUGACAUCCAUGGAAGGAUGGGUUUUCCAGCGGAACAGAGUGAUCUCCCUGAAGGCUACAACCUUCCCCCUGGGAACUCUGUUCUCACAACUACUGGGGGAGUGGCCUUCACCCCAUUCCCACCCUCCUACACCCUCUCCAACUAUGAAACUGUCAGCAAGGCAACCAAUGCCGUGGGUAGUGGCCAACAGGAUACCCUGGGAGUGGCCAGCAGACGAGGGCCACUGUACGUAGAGCAUGGCCUGAAAUUGGCACAGACUCCCACUGAUGAGGAGAUCUCCCAGCUGUGGCAUGGAGUCCGCAGUGCCUUAUCACCGAAAGAUGGUAAACCUGGAACCCUUGCAGUUUAUAAUGGCCUGUUAUCUGAGCUGUCCCAGGCCCGUGCCAACCUGUCCCAUGUCACCAUUGACGGCGGCAGCCUGAUCAGCGGUAUCAAAGCGGUGACUAGGAUGGGAGGGUUUUUUGUCACCACUCCUAAUGCCACAAAGAAUACAGUUAGGAGGAAACAGGCUGUGGAUGGCAUCGGGACAAAGCACAGAGCACUUUUGGAGCAGAGGAGGGUGAACUCUGGUUCAGGAAUGAGGAAACCACCAGCCCCCAGUCAGACCAGUGUGCAGAUAAGUCCAUUGGGCAGUAAAGCUGACCAGAUUGCAGGUGUUGCACUCCAAGAUGAAGUUUCCGAGAGCACGGCCCAGUUCCUGCUGGCGGAGACCCUGGCUGAUAGCUCUGCGACGGGCGACGACAUCCUGGCUGCCAUGGAGACUGCGCACACGCAGUUACAGCAGCAGACUGGACCACAGCAGUGCCCCCAGUCGCCAGGCCCAAACAUGAGUGCCCUAUCUCUGGAGGAGCAGAGACUGCUGCAGUCUCUAGACCGCCUCAACUACAGGCUGCAUUGUGUGCAGGAGGCUGCAGCAGGAAAUGCCACCAAUCCCAGGGUCCUACAAAUCACAGCUCCAACUACUAGCCUGUCGUCCCGGUUAGUGGAGGGGCAGGCCAUGGCCCAGCGUCGCUACUGCACCAAUUCUGCUGCCAGCCGCUCCCGCUUGGAGAGGCGAUACUGACCGGAUGUCCCCCAACACCAGUCCUCCCCCCUUUUGUCUCCCCUCCUUUCUCCCAGAACCUACCUUUCCCAGAACAUUACUUUUUUACCUUUCACCAAGCACUUUAAUCUUGUACUCUCUGCUGUUUAUUAAAACAAAUUAGUGACUUUGUCCUUUUUAAGGAUGUAAGCACUUAGAAAUGUUCUGAUGUGUUGCUCAAGCCAUUCCACCCUUGGCAUUUAGCAUGUAGACUUUCUUAUUUUAAUAAUAGAGCCACAUGAACCUUAAAUGUCUUUUACUGCUGAAGGACUGCUUUCUUAAUGAUGGGGAAAUGUAAGAAAAAAUAUUUAAAAUGUUGAACUAUUCAAGAAACCCAACAAUGCUACUGUGCUGUAAAUGGGAUUAACUGGAUGUUUUUUGUCCAUACACAUUACAUAUUAGCAGAUUGAAUCCAGUUAUAUACUGCAUAUAGACUUUUUUGCAAUACACCAGAAUGUUUGUCAAGCUAUCGAACUUAAGUAAAGUUUACAGCAGAUUUCUUUAUUUAUACAGUGGGUGGAUUUGAUUAUAGGCUUUAUUUUUGAUUGUUUACAACGCUAUAACAUAAUACUUAUUUUUAUAUUUGUAUGUAUUAUUGGAGUUGUUUUAUAAGUACAUGUACAGUGUCGUCCAUAAUGUUUGGGACAAAGACCAAUCGUUGCCUCUGUAUAUCACAAUUUCAUAUUUGUAGUAAAAUAAAUUGUGGUUAAAGAGCACUUUUUUAUUUAUUUUAAUAAAGGGUAUUUUUUUA